AUUUUAGCAACAUUUUUCAUCUCUCUCUUCUUCCCUAUUCCUUUCAUCUCUCCCUAGUUGCUCUCUCUCUCUCUCUCCCUGCGAGUUCUCAUCAGCUUCGGAGAAGAGAAGCAGCUAGCUAGCUAGCUAUCAGCUAGCAAACCUAGGCACACAGGACCCACAAUAACCAGACGAUCCCAGACACUGAAACCCAUCUGAAAAAGCCUGGAAAAGACUCCUACUUAGGAAUUUUCUCUCGGGAUUCGUUCCCGUCCUAAUAUUCCUUCUUUUUCUCUUAAAUUAAAUCCCUCAUGUCGCUGUGAAAUCAAUAUCAGAUACACGCGCAGAUGAAGCUAGCUAGUUUGAUGAAGAUGGAGCUGUGAAUAAGAUUCCCAGGUUGUGGCUGUGAGCGACUACUAUCAUGUGGCGGCUCUUGGUGUUUGUUUUAUAAGUUGCAGGCAAAGGACGAUAUUUUUCUUUUCUGUUGCCCCUGGUCCUUCCUAAAUCCUAAGUACUCAGUUCAGAGAGACAAGAGAGAAGAGAGAGAGAAAUAUCAAUGAUGAUCACAGCUUGAGGGUCAUCAUCACCCAUCUGGUCUUCUUCUACUUGUGAACAGAUAUAACUCUAUCUUUUUCUUCUUGCUUGCUUUAUUUUUCAUGGGACUCUCCUUGUUUGCUUAUUAACAGAACUCGUCCGAUAAAAAAGCUCCCCCUCCACUAACCACCGUCCGUCACCACGCUCUUCCUUUUCCGGUACUAUCUGGUGAAAGAUCAGUCGACGAUAGUUAUGAAACCUGGGCUGGAGAAACUACAUCUCAUGCACUUGUGAUAAAAAUAAGGAACUACUGAUUGAUGGCUGGAGAGAUGUGUGACGACAAGCCCAGGGAGAUGGUAUCAUCGUCAGCUGGAUUCUGCUACUCCGAGGUAUCAACGGGCAACCCAGGGAUCCAAAGCCAUAUGGGGAAUCAUCAGAUCCAAGGGUUUGAAUCCGACCCGGACAUGUUCAGCCUGACGGCGAGCAUGGACAUGAUUGGCUUCCCCAAGAAUCUUCAGCAGCAAAGUGAAAGUAACAGCCUCGUUUGGAAAAGCUUUCUGGGUAAUAAACCCACCCACCACAAUCCGGGUCCUUCUUCUUCCAAGACGACCAUGAAUAAUGAGUCUGGUUCCACCAAUUUCUAUCAGUACACCAAACCAGAUUUCACAUCCAACGAUAAUGAUCUGAUUGUAGGAGGAGCUCCAAAUCAUCAUGAUUCUUCGUCUACCGCUUGGCCAGAUAACAGGUUACUUGUGGAUGAUUCUUCUUUAAGGUGUGUGUUCCCUUGCGAAGGAAACGAAAGGCCCAGUCAGGGCCUUUCGCUCUCUUUGAGCUCCAAUAAUCCCUUAAGCAUUGGGUUACAAUCUUUUGAACUAAGACAGACCAACAACCACCACCAUCAUCAGAACCAACCGGACUUUGUUUCUUCAACUAGUGGAGACAAGUUAUUGUUGGGAAAAUCAGUGAAUCAUCCUCAUCAUCAUCAACAACAACAAGAAGCUGGUAAUCUGUAUCAAGGCCAUUUUCUGCUUAAGAACUCCAAAUAUUUGGUUGCUGCACAGGAACUUCUCAACGAGUUUUGCAGUCUGGGAACGAAGCAAAGUGACAUAGUGAAGCAAAAGUCGUCAUCAAGUCAGAAAAACCAACAGUGGGAAGAUGAUAACGGAAUCGGUCCCUCCAAGAAGCAUCCCGUUGGCUCUCUAGAAUUUAUCGAAUUACAGAAAAGAAAGACCAGACUACUCUCCAUGCUUGAAGAGGUUGAGAGGAGAUACAGGCACUACUGCAACCAAAUGAAGGCGGUGGUGUCGUCGUUUGAGGCGGUGGCCGGGACCGGAGCUGCGAGGGUUUACUCGGCGUUGGCAUUGAAGGCGAUGUCGAGGCAUUUCAGGUGUCUGAAAGAUGGGAUAUUGAGUCAGAUAGAAGUGGCAAGAAGAGGCAUGGGAGAGAAAGAUCCAGUUGCACCAGGAACAACAAGAGGUGAAACGCCAAGACUCAGAAUCAUAGACCAAGCUCUCAGACAACAGAGAGCUUUCCAACAAAUGAGCAUGAUGGAGAGUCAUCCAUGGCGACCCCAAAGAGGCCUUCCCGAAAGAUCCGUUUCAGUUCUUCGAGCUUGGCUUUUCGAGCAUUUUCUUCAUCCGUACCCAAGUGAUAUGGAUAAACAUAUCUUAGCUCGCCAAACUGGUCUCUCAAGAAGCCAGGUGUCAAACUGGUUUAUUAAUGCAAGAGUGAGGCUGUGGAAGCCAAUGGUGGAAGAGAUGUACUUGGAGGAAACAAAAGAGCCUGAAAACAACAUGGCCUCUUCUGAGGGGGUCACUGAUCCCGCCGUGGACGACAACAUCUUGACCUGCAGCCGGAACCUCGAUAACCCACCUCCGACAACGCGUCUGGUAGAUCAAAAGCCGCUCCAGAACCACCGGUUGCUUCGAAUAGACUCCGAGUGUGUGUCUUCUAUCAUAAACAACAACCCAGAUCACAAAAACGAAUCCACCAAGAACAAUAAUCCGCAAGAUCACCAGUGUGGUACAUUUGGAGCUGGAGAGCUUGACUUUUCAUCAUACAACACUCACAACUCUGCAGCUCGCAUGGUUUCUUACAGUAGUGAGAAUGGGAAUAAUAGUAAUCAGAACUAUAACAGUGGAGGUGUUUCAUUGACGCUAGGGUUACAGCAGCACGGAGGAAGUGGGGUGAGUCUGGCGUUUCCUCCGCCGUCUCAGGCGUCACUGUUCUAUCCAAGAGAUCAAAUGGAAGAUUGUCAACCUGUUCAGUACUCGCUUUUGGACGGUGAAGCUCAAAAUCUUCCUUACAGAAAUUUAAUGGGUGCACAGUUGCUCCAUGACUUGGCGGGAUAGAUGCUUCAGUACUUUAAUUAGAUAGGUACUAAUAUAUAUAUAUAUAUAUAUAUAGUUAUAUACACACACACUUGUCACUUGUUAAGCAUCAUUUACAUUAAUUAAGGCUACAUAUAUAGUUUGAUCUUUUGAACCAUGUGCACUCUCUCAGGGCUCGUCUGAUUUGGAAUUGGAAUUGUCAAGUGAUUGAUGAUGCAAAGAUUAUAUACGUAUUUCAUUUAAUGCUUUCGUUUA
This is a messenger RNA of Neltuma alba, 3098 nucleotides long. Its product is annotated as homeobox protein BEL1 homolog. Gene Ontology annotation, molecular function: DNA binding. The coding region runs from base 831 to 2864 and encodes 677 amino acids. Gene Ontology annotation, biological process: regulation of DNA-templated transcription. The transcript has 6 exons. Lineage: Eukaryota; Viridiplantae; Streptophyta; Magnoliopsida; Fabales; Fabaceae. The record is from RefSeq and is a predicted model, not a curated record.